AUGAAGUCCUCACUGUUGCUUGCGUUUGUUACUCUCGCCGUCCGCGUCCUCGCAGAUAUCCCUCCAGCAUGUCUUCUCAGCGCAGUCAACACAAAAGACCAACCGGGCGACCUGUCGUCGAUUUGUGGUGACGAGGCAACCGACGUGCAAAAGGCAAUCGCGAGCAUGUGCAGUGGCAGUGCCGUGUCGGUCGCACAAUCCGCCUUCAUCUCGACUUGCUCGGCGGCGGGUUCAUCAGUCGCUCCAUACACGGCAUCGUCCUCUUCAAAGUCAGGAAGUCACACCACGUCCAACUCCGGCACGUUCGUCUACACCACCGCCGUCUACAACACCGACUGCAGCUGUACCACCACCAUCGUCACCACCGCUACCACCGGCGCCCCUGUCUCGACCGGUCUUGCCAGCGCCACGGCGACAGGGACCAAUUCGGCAGGGGGCGCAUCAGCGACCGGCAAUGCCGCCGCGGACGCCAAGCAAGUGGGAAGUUUUGCCGCCGCCGUCAUCGCCAUUGCUGGUGUCGUUGCGGUUCUGUAA
Molecule: messenger RNA, 534 nt
Organism: Fonsecaea erecta
Lineage: Eukaryota; Fungi; Ascomycota; Eurotiomycetes; Chaetothyriales; Herpotrichiellaceae
Exons: 2
Coding region: 1-534 (177 amino acids)
Source: RefSeq, a predicted model, not a curated record